GCAGUUCAAUGAAGCCCUGAACGCCGCACACGGGUUUUUCUCCGCACCGAUGAGUAACAUCAGCCACACUCUGUCUUUUGUGCUGCCCCCCACUAACGUUGGCAAUGUCUUGUUGAUUGUUUUCGGCAUUUUACUGGCUAGCGCAAUCGUUUUCCUUAACGCGUCUGUGUGUCUCUCGAUACUGCUGAGCAAGGCGCUGCGCAGUGAGAACCGCUUCAUGUACAUGCUGAGCACUUGCCUCAGCGACAUCUGCACUGGCGUGUCUUAUUAUUAUGUGGGUGUUCUCAAUGUAAGGGACACCCUUGACUCCCCCACGAGAACCUUUUACAUCGUACACACAUUUCUAGGACUGUCGUUCUUGGCCAUCCUGGCCGCACAGGCUGACAGGUACCAUGCGAUAGUGUCCCCCUUCAAAUACUCCCAGCGCAUGACCCGAAACAGGACACUGGCGAUCAUUGUAGCCUACUGGCUCUAUGCUUUCUUCAUAGUGGCUCUGCAUAACCUGGUCACGCUUGGGGUGGCCAGACAAAUUACGAGCAUGGGUACGUUUGUCGGGAACAUACUCACUCUGACUAUAAUGAUAGGGCUGAAUGUCAGACUGUUCACCAUAGCCAGGAUCCAGCUGGAGAGGGAGCCGCCCUCUGAGGAGAGAGACAACAAGCGCUCAUCUGUGUACCUCAUUCUGGUGGUGGCUGUGUUUUUCUUGGGAACGUGGAUUCCCAUAUUCUGUCACAUCAUGGCUUGUAAUUUCAUUGGCUCGACCUGCUAUACCUUCAGGAACGAAGGCACCGACCCGCUACGCAUUUUGCCCCGUGUCAAUGCUGUCCUUACCCCCAUCCUGUACAUCAGGGGCUGCACUGCGCUCAAAAAGGCGCUGCUCGCCAAAGUGUGGAGACCCUGCAGCGGGAGGAGCGUGCAUCCUGGACAACUCGACCUCAAACGCAACCAUUUCUAAGUGGUCGAAGUCAGAGUUGCUAAACAAAUCCCGUUCAAAUACUGCUGAAGAUUUUAUAAUUUUGAAAGAACGUCAAUUUACAAACGUUGAGGAAGCGGUGAGACCUUUUUCUUUUUUUCUUCUUUUUUCCUUGAAGAUGUUUCAUCUUAGACUCACACACUAACGAUUUAAUGUAUCUGUUUACAUCACAGUGAAUGAAGUGGAAAAUUGUCAGUGGAAAUCUGUGUACAUGAACACAGAUUAUGUGGCGUGUUCUGCAUCAUUUUAUACUUCAAUAAAUUAAACGUUUAAGUCGUCAACGACAGUAGAAACUCAGCUGUGCCAACUCUUCUUUCUUAUUUCUAAUGUUAAUACUCGCCAUUUUCACUUGCUGCUUUUCUCUCUCUCGCUUUUCAGCAGCAACAGUUUUCCUGUUACAUUGAUCAUAUCAUGAAAAUGAAUGCAUUCUAAUGUAGCAGCCUUGCACUAAAUCGUCCUUCAUACAUGCGCUAAUAAAACUACAUGGUCAGUUUGGAGGAUGCAGGUUGCGGUGCUGUUAGACCGGAUUGAAUUAAAUACUAAAGUGUCCCUGUUAUUUGGCUUAACAUUCUGACUACACUGGGGUCGUCAAAAGGCACGACACGGUACAAUUCCUCGUUUAUUUGAAGUAAAUCCAGACUUUCAUGAAGAUGAGGUGUAGUGCAGGACUGUUUAUUAG
Mugil cephalus (flathead mullet) is the source of this 1652-nucleotide messenger RNA. Its product is annotated as adenosine receptor A2b-like. Gene Ontology annotation, biological process: G protein-coupled receptor signaling pathway. Lineage: Eukaryota; Metazoa; Chordata; Actinopteri; Mugiliformes; Mugilidae. The transcript is spliced from 2 exons. The record is from RefSeq and is a predicted model, not a curated record. Gene Ontology annotation, cellular component: membrane. Gene Ontology annotation, molecular function: G protein-coupled receptor activity. Bases 50 to 955 code for a protein of 301 amino acids.